AUGGCUUUGGAACCUAUUGAUUAUACCACUCACUCGAGAGAGAUCGACGCAGAGUACCUGAAGAUUGUCAGAGGCUCCGAUCCUGACACCACCUGGUUGAUUAUUUCGCCCAAUGCAAAGAAAGAAUACGAACCUGAAUCGACCGGUUCUUCCUUUCACGAUUUCUUGCAGUCAUUUGAUGAAACAAAGGUCCAGUACGGACUAGCACGUGUGUCCCCACCAGGGUCGGACGUCGAGAAGAUUAUUAUCAUCGGUUGGUGUCCAGAUUCUGCGCCAAUGAAGACAAGGGCCUCUUUCGCUGCCAAUUUCGCCACGGUUGCUAAUAAUCUGUUCAAAGGUUACCACGUUCAAGUUACUGCGAGAGACGAGGACGAUCUUGAUGAAAAUGAACUGUUGAUGAAAAUCAGUAACGCCGCCGGUGCCCGUUAUUCUAUCCAGACUUCCUCCAAGCAACAGGGGAAGGCUUCCACUCCUCCCGUGAAGAAAUCUUUCACACCUUCCAAGAGCCCCGCUCCACACUCUGAAAAAGCACCGGCUAAGGCUCCUUCUCCAGCACCUGCUGCUAAGAUUUCUUCCCCUGUCAACGACAACAAUGACGACGACGAUUGGAAUGAGCCUGAAUUAAAGGAACGGGACUUCGAUCAGGCUCCUUUGAAACCAAACCAAUCCUCUUACAAGCCAAUUGGCAAAAUCGACCUUCAAAAAGUGAUUGCUGAGGAGAAGGCUAAGGAAGACCCACGUCUUGUUCAAAAGCCAACCGUUGCUGGUUCCAAGAUCGAUCCUACUUCGGAUAUUGCUCACUUGAAAAACGAAUCAAAAUUGCAAAGGGACUCUGAAUUCAACUCCUUUUUGGGCACCACUAAACCGCCCUCUAUGAUGGAAUCUUCAUCAAAGAAUAAUGAUGAUAAAGUCAUCAAGGGUUUCAGAAAUGAGAAAUCCCCCGCUCAAUUAUGGGCUGAAAGGAAGGCGAAGCAAAUUAAUGGCAACGUAGAAUCUAAGGCCGAGGCACCAAAACCUGAAGUUCCUGAAAACGAAUCUGAAGGUGAACCUGAUGUCAAAGAUUUGAAGUCAAAGUUUGAAGGAUUGGCCGCUUCAGAAAAAGAGGAGGAAGAAAUGGAAAACAAAUUUGUCCCCCCUCCAAAGAAAUCAGAACCAACUAUAAUCUCACCAAAACCCUUCUCCAAACCACAGGAGCCUGUAAAAGCUGAAGAAACUCAGCAGUUGAAGACUGAUUACAAGAAGAUCGGUAACCCAUUGCCCGGUAUGCACAUUGAAGCGGAUAACGAGCACGAACCAGAAGAAGAGGAUGAUGACUGGGACGAUGAUGAAGACGCGGCUCUUCAACCUCCUUUGCCUUCCAGGAACGUUGCCUCAGAAUUACCAGCGCAAAAAGAAGAACCUGAGCAAGAAGAGGUCGCCCCAAGCUUGCCUUCUAGAAACUCUAUACCUUCUCCAAAGCAAGAAGAAGCACCUGAAGAAACGUCUGAACAAGAAGGUGAAGAAGAAGAGCAACCCGCUCCUCAACUACCAUCACGAGGCUCUGCAGCUCCUCCGCCACCUCCAAGACGAGCAACCCCUGAGAAAAAGCCAAAGGAAAAUCCAUGGGCCACAGCAGAAUAUGAUUACGAUGCUGCAGAAGAUAACGAGCUGACCUUUAUAGAAAAUGACAAGAUUAUCAAUAUCGAAUUUGUCGACGAUGACUGGUGGCUAGGUGAACUGGAGAAAGACGGGUCAAAAGGUCUCUUCCCCAGUAACUAUGUGUCUUUGGGUAACUAG
Messenger RNA from Saccharomyces paradoxus, 1776 nucleotides. RefSeq names its product Abp1p (gene ABP1). NCBI's taxonomy places the organism in Eukaryota, Fungi, Ascomycota, Saccharomycetes, Saccharomycetales, Saccharomycetaceae. Gene Ontology annotation, molecular function: actin filament binding. The transcript has a single exon. The record is from RefSeq and is a predicted model, not a curated record. Gene Ontology annotation, cellular component: plasma membrane; site of polarized growth; cortical actin cytoskeleton. Gene Ontology annotation, biological process: regulation of actin filament polymerization. The coding region runs from base 1 to 1776 and encodes 591 amino acids.